GCAAAUUCAUGAAGCGUUCCAUAUUUUUCAUGUUAAAACCAGUGGAAAUGUGUGUUGGAUAUAGGGGGUGGGUGGAAAGUAAAACCGUGAAUCAUGUAAACGUGGAAAUUUUUUCUAAAAAAAAAAUAAAAUAUUUAAAUCUAAAAAAAAAAAGUAGGGAAGGGUCUAGGGCUGCAAUUUAUGUGGAAGAAUGGUAUUAUAUAUUUGUUUCUCUUUGUUCAUUUUGGUAUUUUUGAGCACUGUAAUAGAUAGUUUCCUUCUGAUUAGUUUUCUAAAAUUUAUCAAAUUUUUCUUCACAGGAGAUUUUGUUACUGAGUUCUUUAAAAUUUGCCGGCGAAAGGAAUCAACAGAUGAAAUUCUUGGAAGAUCCACAUUUGAAGAAGAUGGGAGAGAAACUGUUGAUAUAACUCAUGCAUUGUCAAAGCUGACAGAACCAGCACCAGUUCCAAUCCAUAAGUUAUCGGUUACAAAUAUGGUACACAGUGCGAAGAAGAAAAUUCGAAAGCAUAGAGGUGUAGAAGAGUCACCUCUGAAUAAUGAUGUCCUCAAUGCUAUUCUCUUGUUCCUAUUCCCUGAUGCUGCUUCUGACAAACCAUUAGAUGGAUUUACUUCAACAGGCAAUAACAAUCCUUCAUCAGAUAAUGAAGAAUAU
Messenger RNA from Gracilinanus agilis (Agile Gracile Mouse Opossum), 652 nucleotides. Its product is annotated as rab3 GTPase-activating protein catalytic subunit-like. The transcript has 3 exons. The annotation marks the transcript as partial. The record is from RefSeq and is a predicted model, not a curated record. Lineage: Eukaryota; Metazoa; Chordata; Mammalia; Didelphimorphia; Didelphidae.